GCGGCAGCGCGGGUUCUUGCUAGCGAUCCGUAGCUAACGGCUGUAUGGAGUCAAGUUGUGUUAAUUGAACUAAAAUCUCGUUAAAGCAGCUAAAGUUUUCCUGUGAAAACAAAGAGCGAGUCAGGCGGGGAGACUGCGCGCUUGGAUCGACGUUUGAAGCGAGAAAACGGCGGAAAGUUUGGGCGGUAGAGGAGAAGGUUGCUAGCAGCAGGUCUGGAGAGGAAACCUGAGGCGCCUUGCUGGUAAUAUCCAAUACCUGCACACGAGGACUGAGAGGCAGAAGUCAUGAGCAUCUGCCAAUCAGAAAAACUGCCACAAUGUCUGAAAUUCCUGAACUUCCCACAAGAGGAUCGGAUGUAAACGUUGUUGUAACCAGAGUUCAUUUGCAUCCCUUAUGUGCGCUGGUGGAGUUCUGGGGAAAGUUUAGCCAGCAGAGAGCAAUAGAUUAUGAGAUUCUGGCUGAGGAAAUUCAGUCCCAUGGAGCCCCAUUUAAAGAUCUGGAGGGAAAUCCUGGUGACCAGUGUUUAGUUCAAGUGGACACUACUUGGUACAGAGCACGCAUUGUGUCAAGAGAUGGCUCCAAAUACAGCGUCUUCCUCAUCGACAGAGGCAUGACGUACACUGCCACCACAAGCAAGCUAGCAUGGGGUAAAAAGGAACAUUUCCUCCUGCACCCUGAAGUGGAGUUAUGCAUACUAGCUAAUGUGUUACCACGUUCGUCUGAGAAUAGAUGGUCCCCAGUGGCUCUCGAAUUCCUGAAAUCGUUUACUGGAAAGUUGGUGGAUGCACAUGUGCAAGACGUGCUGGUUCCAGACAGAAUGUUUCUUCUGGACAUCCCUUGCAUAUCCAAACAGAUGUGUGAGAUGGGAUUUGCCAAGAAGUUGGCUCCAGUAACCUUUAAGGACUUUCUGCUUAUGUCACUGAAAUCCGUUAGCGGAGCUGAAGUGCUGGCAGAGGUCCAGCAACAAUUUGUGGGAUCUGGAGAGCGGCUCCUGAAACAGGAACUAUUCAUGUACCCAGAGUUGUUACAGGGAACCGUGGAGACUGUCAUUGUUACCGAAGUAACAAAUCCUCAACAGAUUUUUUGCAUGUUGAAAGUUUUUUCUCACGAAAUUAAAAAGCUAACAGAGCAGAUUACUCAGGAUCUUGAGGAAAAAGUAUCCAGCUGCAUUAUAUGCCCUGACAUGGUUGGUUAUCCAUGUGCAGCCAAAGGAAGAGAUGGUAGGUGGUACCGCUCUGUGAUACAGCAGGUUUUCCCAGCAAAUAAAGUGGUGGAGGUGUUAAAUGUUGACUACGGAGCCAAGCAGUUUGUGCAGAUGGAAAAUGUGAGGCCACUGGCUCCAGAGUUCCUCAGGAUGCCAGUUAUCACCUACAUUUGCUCCCUCCAUGGAAUCCUUGACAAAGAAAUGGGAUGGACCAUUGGUGAAAUUGACUACCUCAAUUCACUCCUGCUCUACAAAACAAUGAUAGCCAAGUUUGAACGCCAAAGCAUCUCUGACAAAGUAUACCAUGUCACACUCUUUGAUGAUAACAAUAUAAACAUAAACGGCUUGUUUGGAUCCAAAGAAAACGUUCUCCUUAAGUGUGGGAAAGCAUGUGGAUAUUAUUCCCUGCCAAGUGUAGCUCUUAGCCCUCGGCCCUUAGCCCAGCCAGAGAGAAGAAUGUCACCUCUUGAGCAGUCUGUCGAACAGAAAAAGAUCACACUUUUAGAUAAGCUUCCUUUUGAAGAUCUUGCACUUAACUCUUCACAUCUGGCACUGGUGCAGCAUGUAUCCAGUCCAUCUGAGUUCUGGAUCCAAACCGAAAACUACAGAACAGAACUGGAAGAACUGUUGGAUAGCCUCUACCAGCUGUACCAGGAUUCAGCAAAUACCCACAUUGUGAAAAAUCCAGCUCCUGGGCUCUACUGUGUAGCUCAGGCUCAUGAUGGUGAAUAUUACAGAGCCACUGUGACAGAAGUCGGUGAGACGCAAAUCAAAGUGUUCUUUGUUGAUUAUGGCAACACAGAAGUGGUUGAGAAGAGUAAGAUCAAGAUCCUUUCUCCUGAGUUCAAAAGGAUGCCACAGCUGGGUCUGAAAUGUACCCUGGCCGGUGUCAGACCACAAGGCAGGAAAUGGAGUCAAAGUGCUUUAGAUUAUUUCGUCAGGGCCGUCACAGAUAAAACACUCGAGGUGCAUGUGGUAGGAAAAAGUAGUGAUGGCUAUGUUGUCACGCUAAGAGAUCCUAACACACAGGGUGAGCAAGAUGUUGGAGCACAGUUGUCCUGCAAUGGGCUCGCAGAAAGAACAGACGCUCGUAGAAAACCUAUAGUUGAAGUUGGGGUGAGGCCUUUGGACAUAUCUACAGCACAGCUGACUGGCUCGGGAGUCCCAGUGCAGAAGGAGGGGGAAAAGUCUGUAAAGCCUACGUUUGAUCUUCACAACAAUAAGAGAAGGGUUGACACUUUUAAGGAGCAAAUCUUUCCCAUCGGAAGUGUUCUUGAUGUCAAUGUCUCUUUCAUUGAUAGUCCAAAUGACUUCUGGUGCCAGCUGGUUCAGAGCUCUGGGCCUUUGAGAUUGCUUAUGCACAACAUGCAGGCCUAUUAUGCACACAGUGAGUUUGAGCCAGGAGUUGAUAUUACCUGUGUGGCCCGUCACCCUGAGGAUGGAAUGUGGUACAGAGCUUUAAUCAUUUACAAGCAUCAAACCCCUCAGGUGGAUGUAAUGUUUGUUGACUAUGGGCAGACUGCGACAGUUUCUCUCUUUGACCUAAGAACGAUAAAUUCAGACUUCCUAGCUCUUCCUGGUCAAGCAUUUCGAUGCAGUCUGUAUAACCCUGUCAGUCCAGCUUCUGCAAUAAACGAGUGGAAUUGCAAAGCAAAGGAACGGUUCCAGAGCUUUGCUCAAGGUGCGGCCUCCGACUUCAUCAUUUUGAAGUGCACCAUUUAUGCCUUCAUGUACACCGAGCAGAGGGUUCUUCACAACAUUGUGGAUCUAGAGACUCCGUUUGAGAGCAUCAGCACCAGUUUAGCCAACCUAGCCACAGGUAUUCCACCUAAUAAAGCCACUGGGACAUCUUUCCGUCUGGACACCUACUAUUAUUCAACACAUAACAUCAAAACUGGCACGGAUGAAGAAGUCACAGUGAUGUUCUCUAACAGCAUCAGCGAAUUCUACUGCCAUCUUGAUAAGAAUGCUGAUGUGAUGAAAAACCUCACAAUGAGGGUGAACUCCCUCUGCCAUCAGCUUGUGAAGGCAAAGGUUCCAGCGAUCUUUGGUACCUUGUGCUUUGCUAGAUACACUGAUGGACAAUGGUACAGGGCUCAGAUCAAAGGCACUACACCAAAACCUCUAGUUCACUUCGUGGAUUAUGGGGAUACUUUGGAGGUGGAGAAAUCUGACCUGCUUCCAGUCCCCAAAGAGGCCAAUGACAUCAUGUCUGUUCCCGUCCAAGCCGUCUUGUGUGCUCUGUCUGAUCUUCCUGCUGAUGUUCCCAGAGAAGUAAAUGAAUGGUUUGACAAAAAUGCAACAGAACAGCAAUUCCGUGCCUUGAUUGUGGCUAGAGAAGCUGAUGGCAAAUUACUGGUAGAGCUCUACCAUGGCAACACCCAGAUUAAUGCAAAGAUAAAGAAAACCUUUCAGAUUGAGAUGCAAGAAGAGCAGAUUGUCUACCGGAGUAGGAAGCUGUAUGAGACUGCAGCAAUGCGUGCACCAAAGAUGGAGAGGACUUUUUCAAACCAAGAAGUGGACAAUGGGGAGUUUGAUCAGACCCUGAAAAAGACCAACACCUCCACUCCAAAGCCUUCAAGCCAAAACAAGAUGGCUGGUCGGAAGCACUCAUCCGCUAACAGAGGCCUUUACACGCCUCCACAUCAAAGAAAACAUAACAGCGUGACUCUAAAUGGUUCUGGGGAUUGUAAUGCCAGAAUGAAACCCAGGAAAGAAAUUCUCCUCCCUGAAACUGAACAGUUAGUUUCCGAAUCAGACACAAAAUCCCAAGAGGAAAACGCAGCAGAGAAAAUCCCCAAGCUUUCAGACCUUCCCCCUAAAAGCAUCGCUUCUGGUACAGCUGUGGACGUUUAUGUGUCACAUUGCAACAGCCCUCUGAGCUUCUUUGUUCAGUACAUCAACAAAGAGGAUGAACUGUUUUCUUUGGUGGAGAAGUUGAAUGAACCAGAAUCAAUGUCAAAAGCCAACAUUAUUGAAGACGUGCAUCCAGGCGAUCUUCUUAAGGCAGAGUUUGUUGAUGAUGGGUCUUGGUACCGAGCAGUUGUUAAAGAAACUCAAGAGAAUGCAACAGCUCUUGUCGAGUUUAUAGACUUUGGAAACACAGCAGUUAUUCCCUUUUCCAAAAUGGAAAAACUCCCCAAGUCUCAUCUGCUCUUGCCAGCUUAUAGCACACACUGCAUGCUGAGUGAUGCUGCAGUUCUUGGACAAGAGAAGGCCCUGGACCCGAACGUCAUGGCUGCCUUUAAAGAAGACAUCGGUACCUGUGGAGAGAAGGUGUUUAAGUGUUUGUUCAUCAGGCAAGUGAGAUCUGUGUGGGAGGUUAGGCUGGAGGACAGUGGCAUGGACAUUGUGUGUAAAUUAUCAACGCAGGACACUGAGACGACGAAAAAGAAACCAGUGAAUGAGCAGGAAACGCAGCUUGUUGAUCAGAGUCAAGAGAAAAAUGAGUCUGAAACACCAGCACUGCUCCCUUGCACUCCGGGCUACCCAUUUCAUAAAGAGAUGCUAGUAGGCCAGCAGCUAGAGGUCUACAUCAUGAGUGUCAACGAAGAUUCAACCUUUUGGUGUCAAUCUGCUGAUUCCCAGGAACUCUCUAAGGUAACGUCAGAUGUAUCAGAGGUUUGGGAUACAGCCGAUACAUACUCUACUCCAAAUGCUCUUUCUCUUGGAAUGUCAUGUCUUGCUUUAUUUGCUGAUGAUCAGCUUUGGUACCGUGCUGAAGUUGUUGAUAAAAAUGAAGAUAAAGUUUCUGUCCUUUUUGUGGACUAUGGUAACACGUCACAGGUCAGCAUCAAGGAUAUCAGAGCGAUGCCACCUGCCCUACUGGAAGUUCCACCCCAGGCAUUCCUAUGCGAGCUCGAAGGUUUUGACUCGUCAAUCGGAUCUUGGAGCGAUGGAGCCGCAAAUGAAUUGUUCUCAAUUACAGAAGACAAGUUGUUACGGCUCACUGUCACCAGAGUGAGAAGAACAAAAGGGAAACUGAAGUGUGUGGUAGAGUUGGAGUCUGAAGGCCAGGCAAUAAACAGAGCCAUGCAGUCCUGCUGGAAGUGUUUCACACCAGCAGAUGUGCCGGAUUCAGGCAGAUCAACUGUGUCAAUUAGACCACAACAGCAACUUGACUCAACCAACUCUGUAGAGGAUGAUCUUGAUGUGCUAGUUGCUAGUAAUGCUGCUUGCACAGAACACAGCCUUGAGGAUGUUGGAGCCUUUCCUCAGGGGAUUUCAGUCUUAGAGUUGGUCAGUAGUCCAAAAUGCAGUCGGUGUUCUGAAGACUCCAACGAAGAGCAGGAUUCCAGUGAAGGAGCCAGCAUCCUCCCUGCUGCCACCAUGCCUCCUAAAGACGAUUUACCCUCUGAUAGUGGCAUAGAGGAAGCCUUGCAGGUUUCACUUGAACUCAGAGAUGACCAAGAUGUUCUGGGCUCAAUGGUCACUGAGCAAGAUGCAGAGGAGGAAGAUGUCUCAGUGUUUCAAGCUGAAAAGCCAGAUGAUGAAUCUAUGCAGAGGGCCGAGGCUGAAGAGGGUCCAGAUGACCUGGAGACCGAAACUGGUGAUGAAGGAACGGAUUUUACUUCCACCUGCAGCUUGGACAUGGAUCCUGUUAAUGCUGUGCUGACUGGGGAAGAAAAUGCUGCUACCUUACAGGCUGACUCAAUGAUCUGUGCAUCAGAAUCAAAUAUGGAUAGUCAGGAAGAUGUUCUCAGAAAGACGGGAGAUCCAAUAUUGGAAUCAUCAAAAGAGGCUCAACCAGUUCCCUCCUCACUAACAGUUGCAGUGCAGUUGCAUGAGCAGGACAUUGAGGCUGGAGAUGAGACCCUACACGAGGAGCAGAUGUGUGGUUCCACAGAUGUCAAGAGUGACCUGACAGGUGAAGGGGCUGGUUCUGCUCAGCAUUUGGACAAAGGACCAGAGCUGCUAAAUCAAACUGCAGCAAGCAUAAGUGAGGAACAAACCUGCACGGCUCGCUCUGCAGAAAGGGAUGAGGAUCCAGAUUAUUUGGCCUGCUCCUUGGAGGAGACCUGUCCAAAAGGUGAUUCAAUCUGCGAUGAAAAGAUAAGUGAAAUAACAGACCACCUGAGCCAUGUGAUGGAACAGGAAAUAACACCUGUUGUCUCUGUUUCUGAAACAGAUGUUUGUCCAUUAAGAGAAGAUUAUGUGUGUGAUGGAAGAGAACCAGCUGAAGAGUCAGAUGAGGUCCAGGAAGAAUCCUCUGGUGAGUAAUAACUCUAAUCGCAAUGAUAAAUGAUAGUUAAGGCCACGUAAACAAGAGGGCUAAUCUGUUAGGCAAUU
Molecule: messenger RNA, 6494 nt
Organism: Cyprinodon tularosa
Lineage: Eukaryota; Metazoa; Chordata; Actinopteri; Cyprinodontiformes; Cyprinodontidae
Gene: tdrd6a
Product: tudor domain containing 6
Exons: 12
Coding region: 318-6425 (2035 amino acids)
Source: RefSeq, a predicted model, not a curated record